AUGGCUGACUUUAUAGAAGCGUGGUACUCAGAUCUGAUGGCCACCGUCGCUGCGGGACUUGGUCAUGUCGCAGAAAGGGCCAGCGGGACUGAAAACAAACUGCAAGCGAAUCCAGUGCAAAAGCUUCUAGAGACAAUGCGGAGGGAUCUACAGUAUGGUCUGCGCUACCAGGAGCUAGUAGAUUACGUUUGUAACCUCACCGAAAACGAAGUGGAAACACUCAUGUCUCAGGUGAGGGAUUGGAAAGUUGGUGUUGACAGGAACAUAUCGUGUCAAAGCACCAAACGAUCACUUUCAGAUGUGCUCGCAAGGACUUGUCACUAUAGAGCCCCCCACAACAUCUUGGUGUUCGUACUUUCAAAUAUUCAGGUGCUCAUCAAAAGCAGUCUCGUGUUCGAAGACCCCCUCGAGGAGCUGCACACACUUUUGCGCUGCUUGAAAAGCAAGUUCGGUCGAGUGCCGCCUGCGCUUCAAACUCAACUUGUGCGGGCGCUGUUGGUUCGUCCCGAGAAAGGACGUGAACUGUCAGCCCCUUAUAAGCAAAGUUAG
This is a messenger RNA of Eimeria tenella, 549 nucleotides long. RefSeq lists its product as uncharacterized. Lineage: Eukaryota; Apicomplexa; Conoidasida; Eucoccidiorida; Eimeriidae. The record is from RefSeq and is a predicted model, not a curated record. The transcript has a single exon. The coding region runs from base 1 to 549 and encodes 182 amino acids.